AUGCCCCGGAACGCCCCCGCCGAGACCCCGCCCUGGCCCAGCCAUGCCUCUGCCCAGGGCAUCACGCCCCCUUGUCCUAUUCCAGAGACAGAGACUGGUGGAAAGCAACCUCAGGCGAUACUACCAAGCUUCCUGGGCACUCGUCCUGUUGAGUGGACACCUUUAUUGACUACCAGACUGGAGAAAGUAUCUGGAGAGACAGUUUCCAGGAUCCGACAGGUGUCCGUCCUGGAGAAAGAGCAGUCUUUGGCACCAGGACUCCCAGAACUCCAAAACCUCCAGACAAACUCAGCAAACUCGUCGAUUACCAGCAAGGUCCAGGGAGAAGUUAAGCUGACCAAUGCUUCAUCCUGUCAGCCGAACACAUCUGUGGGCGGCCCAGAGACGGUCAUCGUACCAGUGCUGUUUGGGUUGAUCUUCCUCCUGGGCAUGGUGGGGAACACGCUGGUGUUGGUUGUCCUAGGGCGGCUCCGGCCAGGAGGGCGCCCCUCACGCAGUGCCACCAAUAUCUUCAUCCUCAACCUAACUAUUGCCGACUUCUCCUUCCUGAUCUUCUGCGUCCCCUUCCAGGCGACCAUCUAUUCCCUGCCGGAGUGGGUCUUUGGCGCUUUCUUCUGCAAGUGGGUGCACUACCUGGCCAUGGCCACCAUGCUGGUCAGCAUAUUCACCCUGGUGGCCAUGUCAGUGGACAGAUACAUUGCCGUGGUGCAUGCCAAGCGCUCGCUAUGUAUCCGCAGCAAGCGGAAUGCCGCCAUGGGCGUGGCUGUCAUCUGGGUCCUCUCCUUGCUCUUUGCCAUCCCCGUGGCUCAACACCAGGUCCUUGUGAGCGGGCACUACCAGGCACCAAACAGCUCCUUCUGCUGGGAACAGUGGGCUGGAAAGUCUGCCGCAAAACAGAUCUACAAGGUUACCAUCCUGGUCGUAGGCUACCUGCUGCCCCUGAUGCUCAUCACUUGUUGUUAUGCAAAGGUUUUGUAUCAUCUUCAUAAGAAAGUGAAGAAUAUCUCAAGGAUGACGGUGAGAUCAAAGAGAAAGACGGCACAAACUGUGCUACUUGUGGUUGCCGUGUUCCUGAUCUCCUGGCUACCGCACCAUAUCAUCACCAUGUGGGCAGAGUUCGGGCAUUUCCCACUGAACAAUAUCACCUUCACCUUCCGAAUAAUCUCCCACUGCUUAGCCUACGGGAACUCUUGCAUCAACCCCAUCAUCUACGCUUUCUUGUCUGAGAAUUUCCGCAAAGCCUGCCGGCAAGUCUUCGCAUGCAAACUCCUCCUUCAGCCAGCCCCUGCGCAGAAGCUGGUGAGGAUUCGCAUGGAGAACUUCUCCACCACCCACACGACAACUAAUGUGUGAGCAGGCGCUGGAACGAGACAGGACGUCGCAGGAAGAACAAACAGAAGAGCAUGUAAAGGUGUGGAGAAACUCCGCACACAGAAACCAAAUAGUUUAGGGAAAGCAGACUUGAUCGGGAGAGUUCUUCGUGUUGAUCGUGGUCAUAUGAACCAUCCAUUUGCCAUCACCAAUGCUGGUUAGGCAGUUGUGCACACAGCCAGCAAAACAGUAGCUUAAGAACAUUCUGAGAUGUUUCUGAUGGAGCAUGGAAGAAAAGCCAUUUGAGUCUCCCUUGGGAGACUGAGACAUGACCAUUUACAGACAAUUGUGAAAGGUGAGGAUCAAUGGAAAAACAUCUCCAAGGGUGAAAUGGGAUCAGUUUGUAGAGAUAACAAACAAAGGGAAGGUUGGGCGGUGGGAAGGGAUACCUUUGGAACCUGAACAACAUUUCUUCAAAUUGCUGCCCAGGUCUUCUGAAGUGAGGUCCUCCUUCAGCACUACAACCAUAUUGUUUCGUUUGUCGAAGGCAUUGUUCAUCACCCCGGUGAUUGCGACCGUGAAAGCCUUCAACAAUGCAUUGUUCAUUCCCAGCAGCUGUGUCCUCUGUGUUGAAAACAAAUUGAACUCUGUCCCUUGGAAAGCUGGAUGGGGCAUCCUUCAUUGACAAAUUGAGAGUUUCUGUAUUC
Molecule: messenger RNA, 2018 nt
Organism: Sphaerodactylus townsendi
Lineage: Eukaryota; Metazoa; Chordata; Lepidosauria; Squamata; Sphaerodactylidae
Product: galanin receptor type 1-like
Exons: 5
Coding region: 1-1353 (450 amino acids)
Biological process (GO): neuropeptide signaling pathway
Cellular component (GO): membrane
Molecular function (GO): G protein-coupled peptide receptor activity
Source: RefSeq, a predicted model, not a curated record